This is a messenger RNA of Cherax quadricarinatus, 15744 nucleotides long. The record is from RefSeq and is a predicted model, not a curated record. NCBI's taxonomy places the organism in Eukaryota, Metazoa, Arthropoda, Malacostraca, Decapoda, Parastacidae.
UGUGCGCGGGGAGGUACACUGUGUGUGUCGUUGAGCCUCGCGUGGUGUGAGCAUGUGUUCGCGUACCAGUGUAUUGCUACGUCACCCAAGGUGUACAGUGCCGCCUCUCUCUCACAAGUACAUCCCCUGUAUGGUCUUAAGGCUCUCUCCCAGUCCCGGUGCCGUGAAGGUCUUUCACCUUACAAAAGACAACGAUUAUCUUCACGAUCGGCGCCUCUCUAGCUGUGGGGGCGAGCACGCUCACUUACCCUGAAAGUUACAGUGAGUGAUACUUUUAUAAGACAAUAAAAGAAAAGUAAAACGAUAUAUAAAACUUAAAAAAUAUAUAUAUAUAUAUAUCUAAAGACUUUAAAAACUUUGAAAAUAUAUACGCAAGCGACUGCUGUGACGGGAAUUUUUAUCCAGUGAAAAAAAAAAAAAAACUAGCGACCCUUGUGCUGUGAGUGCAUCAGUGUAUUUUGCGUGUGUCACUGGGAGAGUUAAGUACACCAUGGAACAAGUGUGUGUGGAUUGAGAGGCUGGAACUAAUGGUGGCCAAGCAACAACAGUGUCUCUCAGGUGGCCUGCUGAGCGCCGGGGACGGGCCGGGUGGGGGUCGCAACGACAUGUCACGUCUGAACGGUCGCGUGCACAACUCUGGUCCUCCUCACGGCACCUCCGCCCAAUACCAGGCAGUACCCAUCCAGUACCACCAAGGUGCCCCGGUCCAAUACCAGGGCUCGCAGGGACACCCCGAGGAAUUUGAGCCCUCCUGUCUAGUGAGGACUCCCUCAGGCAACGUCUAUAUACCCUCGGACAUGCCCAAGACCUCUACUCUGGAGUACAAAUCCGGCCUCCACUCUCCCAGUCUCCAUAGUCCAGUUAAAGGAGACGCACAGAAAGCCAUGGAAGGGUACAAUGUGCAGUUCGGAGGCGGUCUGCCCGCACCAGUGCUUCCCGUCCGUAACAAUCUCCGCCGCCCGGGUCCCGGUGCUGGGCCCCGAGGUGUCGGGGGCCCGUCCAGCAGCGGGGGAAGGGGCCCCGGCAGCCCCCGCUGCUCCUGGAGGUGCACUGCCAUUAUCUUCAUCACCAUCGCCGUGGUAUUGGCCGCCAUACUCAUCUACAUCGCAGCUACGAGCAGUCUGGCGUGGUCGACGCACGGUGGCUGUGCGGUGUUGGUAGACGAGGAGACAGUCAUCACGGACAAGGUUCAUCCUGGCCAGGCAGCAUCUAGAGGUAACCCCUUCUACCCCCUGAGUCGCCCGCUGCUCGCCACACACCACACUCGCCAGCCUUCCCCGGUGGAACCCCUUCAGCAGCUCUACCUUGUCUUUGAGCCCUUGCCGGAGGGUGCGCCAGCGCCCCCGGGGCCUGGCGCCCCACCCAGACGCAUGCGUAGAAGUGUGCAGCAUGAUUUACUACCACCUGCCAGCAUGGGCACUCACUCGCCACACUCACCCUCCUCCCAUGACCCAUCUCCAACCCCUCUUAACCCUGACCUCCCUGCUUCAGACACCCCUAACCCUGACCUUCAAGCUUCAGACACCCGUAACACUGACCGCCCAGCUUCAGACACUCGUAACUCUGACCUCCCCGCUUCAGACACCCGUAACUCUGACCUCCCCGCUUCUGACACUCCAAUUUUAGACUCUCCUUACCCCCUAGCUGACUCUCCCAUAGAGACGUCUCACCACCCGGAGUUACAGACUCUCACUACUCCUGGUACUGACUCCAACUCCCCCACACACGUCAGCCGCGACCCCCUAUCGUCGUCACCAGUUACACAACCUCACUCGUCGUCACAGACGCCUUCCAGCAACACCCAUAAUGACAGAAAUGCCCCGUCUGGAAUGGCUGUGGGCUCCUCGCAUGCCCAUGUGGCGGCCGACCCCACUACCCUUGCCCCAGCAGGUCGUGAUCCUGACAGAUCCGAGGAUCUAAAUGUUGCAUCCGCAAGUUUCCCUCACCAGUACGAUCAUUUAACCAGUAACUCCCUUCACAUUCCCACACAUGACAAAAAAUACCCACUAGGCUCCUCAGUAAAGGUUAAGGAACACCACUUUGAUUCGAUUUUGAGAUUUGGCAAGACUAACCAGCCCAGGGAAGCUUUAAUAUUGGACGAAGACAGCGGUGGCGAGGAGAGGCCACGAGUAAAAGGCGGUGUGCAAUUUAAGACUAGUGAAAAGUGGGCCGACCCCAGCGUGUCUGGCAGUGACACUUCCAUUGACAGCCAGGCUAAAAUCUUGCAUGAGAAAUCAGAUCCAGCGGAUGAUGUUUUUGAUCCAGUAAUUGAUGUUGUUGAAUAUUCUGAUGGAGAAGCCGGCAGUGAGCUGCCUGACAGUGAUAUUGAUGUGGGUGAUGACGUCGACGUUAGGGACGAUGUCGACAGUGAUGAGGUUGAAAGUGUAGGUGAUGUCGACAGUGACGGUGUUGACAUUGAGAGUGAUGGUGUGGAUACUGAUAGUGAUGAUUCUGACGCUGAUGAAGUUAUUAACAGUAACUCUACCAGUGAGACUGUUGGGGACGGAGGGGAAGACUACGCCGUAGGUGGCGAGGAAGUCAAGGCUGGGGCGGACUACGUGUAUGGCCACAACCCCGAAAACGAGGACACCAAGCUCGUGGAGUAUGAGCAAGAUACUGAACGUCCGCCCACAGAAUACCCACAGGCGUACGAGGCCAUACCCAGCGUACUGUUGGUAACUAACUUGGGUAAUAAUACGCCAGAGCAUUUUCCUGAAUCCAUGAUCUAUAUGGAUCCCUACGACGCCAUGCUUGGUGAUGACCCGUCAGCGUACUCAUCUCACAGAAGUCAUUUUCCAGGUGAACCCAGCACCGGUCUGGACAAGACGAAGCUGAAGCGCCGUAACAUACCACUCAGGUCAUGGAUGGCAUCAUUCCCCACACUGGAGACUUAUGUGGCUCCCGAGGCUGAUUCAGACACGCAAGCAGAGCGGAAGUCAUCGGGGAACACCAUAGUACCAGGUGCUACCUGGUUCUCAAGGCCGUCUGCCUCGACUUCUGGGAGUAAUAAAACUGACAAAACCUCGUCAUCGAGGACCAGGAAGAUUAAUCCACAUAGAGCCAUGUCAUCCGUGGAUACUUGGUUCUCCAGGUACGGCAGAGACACAAGGCAAAGUACAGAUGACGCUGGUGAUCCAAUCGAUGAAGAUUCUGCAGAAGAUGACAAGAGGUUGAUGAGGCGCUCGGCGGCACAAGGCUAUGGAGAUGGAAAGUUGUCCUUCGAUCCUAACGAUCCACAGGGAGGUCCUAUUCCCCAGUCAGACCCCCGCAGCUUUCCCUCCAAGAUCUUAGAAUCUCUAGGCGUGCCACACUUCCAGGACUCCAAGUCUCAAAAGAAUAUUAGUGGAGGUGGGGAUAACGAAACAGACGCCUACAAAGGCUCCAGAAUGGCAAAAGAUGUAUUCCCACACAUUUUUGAUUACGACCUCAACGAACACGAUGACUACUACUAUGAUGACGAAGUAAAUUAUUAUUAUUUCGACGACUAUUCCGAAAAUAAUGGUCGUGCACAAAAAGAUAAGACUGGCUUGGAAGAUGUAACCGAGGAAGAAGAGUCUGACGACGUGAUUCUCGAUACGGAAGAUAACGUAGGUAAGGCUAAGGCAGGCUAUCGAGACCCCAAGAUGGUGGUGACCCUUAACUCGAUGCCGGAGCGACUGCAGAUGCAACCAACCACUAGUGCUCCCAUCAGCGCCACUCAUUACCCACCGGGGCUUAGAGCCUUGUCUCUCACGAAGGAGGAGUUCCACAUCGCUAUCCCCGAGCCCCAAGUGAAAGCACUUCCCGAAGGUCAGGACGAGGUGCUGGAGAUUGAAGUAGUGCCGCUCUACUCUAAGGUUGGUUCUGCCGUCUCCUUUGAAAAUGGACCAAAUUACUCGCCGACCAACAACAAACAGGGCGGACGGGAAACUACAACUACAGAGAGAGGUGUGAAAACCACCACUAACGUACCAUCAACACGACCUCCAACCCCUGCUCCCAUCACCACAGAUGUGCCAGCACCUGCACCUUCACUUGUGCUUGACCCGUCGCUAGGACAACCCAAAGCCUCUGUUCCACUACAAGCCGCCAAGUUCAUGCCAACCCCUGAAAGCAUUUCCCAGCAUUACCGCAGUUCAGAAUUUUCUCAUUGGAGUGAUUCCAAUAAAAAAAUUCCAAAAUUCCUGAUGCACAAAACGGGACAAAAUCCUUCCUUGCCUAGGAGCAUAUAUAGCGAUUAUAAUGUGAAGACGACAGAGGCCCCGAACCCUGCUGUUAUAGCAGAGGUUUUGCCGUUCGCGCAGCCGGCAGCUUCUUCCUCACCGAUUGAUCCAAGAUACCAUGCUAGUGUAAACCAGACCGAGAGUUCGGCCACUUCGCGAAACAAGGAAGCCUCGAUAGCAACUGGCUGGAGUUCCCAGAUAAAGGAGAGUAACCAUAUCAACGUAGCAGAGAGAGAGCAGGAAGCUGAAACUCCAGAGAAACCUAUUAACUCGGAGCCUCCAGCACAGGAGCAUCCUAGGGAGCUCAAGACUUCAGUAGAGUAUAGUUCCAGAGGCAAGGAUUUAGAUUCUCAGGUGUCCUCUGCUACCAAGCAGACGCAUCGUUCAAACAGGUCACCUCAGGUGUCCGACCUCAGACACCUCGUCCCGAGCAGCGCUAGACACUCGAAGCGAGUCACUGUCAACGUCACUAUUGAAACAGAAGGAGAGUCUCAGAUGUCCGAUGGAGGUAUUAUUGCCAAGAAACCCCUGUACGUGUUGUCUGUGUCAGUACCUACUUCAGGAAAAGACCAGGAAGCAGACAUCACCUUGGUCGAGCCAGAUGAACAACAACAGAUUGCUUCCCUCUCUCUUACUAUUUUAGGUAAUAAGACCCACGACAUCCACAAUCAGAAUAAUAAUCCGGUUGAAAAUAUUCAACGUAUGGGAUCAGACAUGCUUUCGCCGAUAGGCAGUGUCAACCGGAUAUCUGGGCCGAAAGAAGCAGGGAGGUGUCAGUGCCCCUGCCCCUGCAGUGACAGCAGCAGCUCACGCAUUAACUCCAUUCCAAUUCCCCCUAAUUUCCUCCCAGACACACACAAGACAGACACCCCAAGUACUGAGACAGGAUCUCUUUCCUCUGACGAUGCUGACUCCCAGACCUUAGCCCCUAAAGGCUGUGGUGUGGAGGUUUCUGCCCCCACCACAGCCCCACCCCAACUCCCGCCAUGGGUGGAGGAGCAACUAAAAGACCACAAGAAUCGGCCGCAGAAGACAAUACCUCCGGAUGGGACGACCUUCAAGAUGAUGGAACUGGGAGAGCAACUGGUGGACGUGAUUCCCCCUUACGGGUACUGGAACAUGCAGUUUUACCAGUCCGAGUCUGCCUACGUCAGGUUUGAUGUCUCCAUCCCGCGGGGUUCGUCCAUAGGCGUGUACGGCCGCAGGAACGCCCUACCCACCCACACCUCCUACGACUUUCUUCAGGUCCUCUCUGGCUACAAGACUGGCACGGGACGCACGACCAGGGCCUCCAAGGCGCCGUCACAGCCUCAGACGAUGACCAAGUACCUGGAGCAAGGUCACUGGUUCCUCAGUCUCUACAACGACGACGGUGACCCUCAGGAGGUGACACUGACAGGGGACGUGUCCUCAGAGUUCACUGAGGGGUGUCCCAGGGGUUGCUCAGGCAACGGUGACUGUAUCCUGGGGUCGUGUCAGUGUCACCCAGGCUUCGCUGGACCAGACUGUACACAGAUGAUGUGCCCGGUACUGUGUUCGGGUAACGGGGAGUACCGGGAUGGAGAGUGCGUGUGUCGGCCAGGCUGGAAGGGCCGGGAGUGUAGCAUCCGCCAUGACGAGUGUGAGGUCCCGGACUGCAACGGUCACGGUCACUGUGUUGACGGUCGCUGCCGCUGUGCCAAGGGUUACAAGGGAGACUUCUGUGAGGAAGACGACUGCCCCCACCCUACAUGCUCAGGACAGGGGUGGGCGUGCCGGUACGUGUGUGUUCAGCGAGGUGGAGAGGGCCUGAAUGGGGCCCAGACGGACGAUGCCCCCCUCCAGUGCCUCCCAGAUUGCAAGGGGCACGGACAUUUUGACCAAAGAAGCCCAUGCAUCUGCGACCCAGAGUGGACUGGUUCUGAGUGCAGUAAACGCGUGUGGGGGCCUGGAUGCGGACUCCAGGGCAGGUGUGAGGGCGGUGCAUCCCUUUGUACCCCUGGCUGGAAAAGGUUUGACCGCUGUAACCUCAUGAAUUGUGGUUUCAGAUGUGAGGAGCACGGGCAGUGUAAGAAUGGCACUUGCAUCUGCAUGACGGGUUGGAACGGCCGCCACUGUACUCUGGCUGGCUGCCCCAGUGACUGCUCCGGCAAUGGAGCCUGUGUUAUGGAGAAGGAGGAGUGGAUGUGUCGUUGUCAGAAUGACUGGGAAGGUUAUGACUGCUCUGUGAAGCUAGAAACAGACUGUGAUGAUAACAAGGAUAAUGAUGGAGAUGGGCUGGUAGAUUGUGCUGAUGCCGAGUGCUGUUCGACAACCCCCUGCCACCAGUCCACACUGUGCCUCACUUCUGUUGACCCCAUCGACAUCCUCCUGAGGAAGCAGCCACCUGCUGUCACCGCCUCCUUCUUCCAGCGGAUGCGCUUCAUUGUGGAGGAGGGCUCUGUCCAGAAUUAUGCCGAGGGCUCCGCCUUUAAUGCUAGCAUGCACAGGACUUUCAUAAAUGAGAGCCGUGCAUCUGUAGUACGUGGACGUGUCAUCAGUGGGAGAGGGACUGGAUUACGGGGCGUUCGUGUCUCUCAUUAUCGGCCAGCAGACACGGGCUUCACACUUACUCGUCCUGGAGGGUGGUUCGAUCUCAUGGUUAAUGGAGGUGGUGCUGUCAGACUCCUCUUUGGGAAGUCACCAUUUCUGCCUGUUACUGAGACUGUCUGGGUUCCCUGGAAUGAGAUUGUUGUUACAAACACAAUUGUCAUGACAGUGGCAGAUGUUGUGCCACCACCACCACCAACACCAUGUCCAGACCACAACUACGAUGCUCUCAAGCCAGUCGUCCUUGCCACAUGGAAACAUGGUUUCCAAGGAGGCUGUCCAGAGUGUUCAGCAAUCUUGACAGAAUCCCAGGUGGUGCAGGAAUCUCUCAGUAUCCCUGGAACUGGACUUCACCUUGUCUAUCAUUCUUCCAGAGCCUUGGGCUAUGAAUCUACCAUCCAGCUGCAGCUGACACCAUCUGUGAUCCCAGAGACCCUGCGCAGGAUAUACCUCAGGAUCACCAUUGAGGGUAUCCUCUUUGAGAAAACCUUUGAAGCUGAUCCAGAUAUCAAGUUCACCUAUGCAUGGAACCGUCUCAAUGUCUACAGGCAGCGUGUCUAUGGUGUAACAUGGGCUGUUGUGAAAGUUGGGUUUGCUUAUAGCAAUUGUGACCAAGUAAUAUGGGAUGCUCAGACUACCCAGGUGUCUGGACAUGACAUGAGCAUCUCAGACAUUGGUGGUUGGGAUCUCUCUAUCCAUCAUAGAUACAAUUUCCAUGAAGGCAUCCUACAGAAGGGUGAUGGACGUAAUAUGCACAUGAAACAGAAGCCACGUGUGCUGCAAACUCUAAUGGGAGAUGGUCAUCAGAGAGAAGUAUCAUGCAGAGCCUGUGAUGGGCCUGCAGAUAAGCAACGCCUUUUGACUCCUGCAGCACUUGCUUCAGGCCCUGAUGGAUCAUUAUACAUUGCUGACUUUAACUUGAUUAGACGUGUUUUACCAGAUAACACAGUCAAGACUGUGGUUAAAUUAAACGAGACCAGAGUUUCUUACCGUUACCAUUUGGCUGUAAGCCCAGUCACUGGUGACGUUUACAUCAGUGACCAUGAGGCCCAUCUGAUCCUGAAGGUUCGUGACCCAGAUGACUUCGCCAGCCCUGAGGAAAAUUAUAUGCCUUAUGUGGGAUCUGGUGAACGUUGUUUACCCGGUGAUGAAGUGGGCUGUGGUGACAACUCUCUUGCCAGAGAUGCCAAGCUCCAGUAUCCAAAAGGAAUGGCUCUUUCUUUUAAUGAUGUCCUUUACUUUGCUGAUGGCACUAAUGUUCGUGCAGUAGAUGCUGAUGGAAUCAUCAAUACAGUAAUUGGCACUCACCGACAUCGUGCACACUGGAGACCACUACCAUGUGAAGGAACUGUACCAGUGUCUGAAGUCAGUUUACGCUGGCCAACUGCUUUAGCCAUCAGCCCCUUAGAUGACUCUUUAUAUGUUUUGGAUGAUCAUCAUGUAUUGCGGCUGACUCAUGAUGGACAGAUUAAAGUAGUGGCUGGUAGACCUCUCCACUGUCCUCCCUUAGGUCAUGAUGUACCAUCUGAUCUUGCAGCUCAUACUACUCUUCGCUCUCCACAGAGUCUAACUUUUGCCCCGAAUGGAGACCUUUACAUCGCAGAGAGUGACAAUGAGCGUAUAAAUCGUGUCCGUGUUAUUGAAACAGAUGAACGAAUUCAUGAUUUUGCCGGUGCUGAUUCAAAAUGCAACUGUCAAGAGGAAAGCUGUCCUUGUUAUGACGAAUCCCAUGUAUUAGCUGCUACAGCUGUGUUCUCAACCAUUUCAGCACUAGCCGUGACCCCAGAUGGUACAGUACAUGUACUAGAUCAAGGUAACCUGCGCAUCCGUUCUGUUACCUCCUCUAUCCCAGAGCCAAAUGCACAACGUAUGUAUGAGAUCUACUCUCCAGAAACACAGGAGGUAUAUAUAUUCAAUAGAUUUGGGCAUCAUGUGGAGACGCGUAGUAUUCCAACAGGGCGUACCAUCUAUAUGUUUGCAUACAAUGUAAAUACCAGCAAUGGCAAACUGUCUACAGUCACAGAUGCUGGUGGAAACCGUGUAUCUUUCCUCCGUGACUAUACAGGACAGGUUACCAUGAUAGAAAACUCCCGCCAGCAAAAGUGCCGGUUGCAGAUGUCAAGGACACGCCGCCUCGAAGAGUUAGUAACACCUGACGAACACAAUGUAACCUUGACAUAUCAUGGCGCUCUGGGUCUUUUGCGAUCACGAAUGGAUUCUACAGGCCGUGCCCAUGUCUAUACCUAUGACAUUUAUGGUCGCCUGACACGCACAGUCACUCCCUCAGGUCAAGUUAUAGAUUUAUCAUUUGACUUGAGCCAAAAGGGAGCUAGAGUAACUGUGACUCGGGAUGGCACUGCACCAAUCACCAUGCUCAUCAAGGGUGCACUUGUCACACAGACCAUUGGCUCAGCGUCGAGUGUUACAGCUCAGCUCCCUGAUGGAUCGGUUGUGACACGUACAGCUUGGGGUCAUCACAUAGCCACUGAGACUGUACCAUACACACUCUUGCAAGAUCACACACUUGCCCACUCAUUCCCAGUCUCAGGAAGGCAACGUACAGAAAUUGGAGACGAACUUGUCAACAGCUUUGAUUGGAAGUACUUUGUGGAAACUAGUGAUCAAAAUGGACCAGUAACCCAGGUUGGCCGAAAGAUGAGGGUAAAUGGUGAAGACUUGCUGACAUUCAAGUAUGAUCUCUACACUGGAACAGAGGCUGUUUUAAAUGAAGCAGGAGUCACCCUCCUCAAUGUAUCCUAUGAUCCUCUUGGACGGCCUUUGCGUUGGACUCCAGCUCAACCUUUUCUUCCUGUGGAGAUGUCCUAUGACAGAUUUGGGCAGCUUGAGCAUUGGUCUUGGGGUGAUAUGAAGGAAGAGUAUUCCUAUGACCGUAACGGAAGAUUUGAGGGAGUUACUUAUGCUGAUGGUUCCAAGGUCAUGUACUCUUUCAAGGACAUAUCUAGUGUUAAGCCUUAUAAAGUGAGUGUGUCAUCUGGUGCUGAGCAUCUCCUUGAACAUGAUGAAGGUGGAGCCUUGUCUGCUGUGACAACUCCACGUGGUCAUAAAUAUGCCUUCCAUGUCCAGCCAUCUCUUCUCCACAAUCGUUUCACCUUCACACCACCUGGAUCACCACGUCACCCAUACCAACUCUUCUACAGCGAUGAUGGUCGAAAGCUAGCAGAAAUUUUACCGCAUCAGGCUAGUCGUGUUAUUUACCAUUAUGACGGCAGUGGACGUUUACAUCAACAGCUGUUUGGUGAUGGAUCUGUUGAAUAUGGAUAUCAUGCAGAGACUGGUCUUUUGCGAACUGUGUCUGUUAGAGAAAGAGGAUUUGAGCUACGCAGUGACAACAAAUAUCACGCUGGGCUUGUGAAGGAGCAGAGAGUUAGAUUUGGAGAGUCUUCCGGUUUGGAUUCUGCCAAACUGAGAUUCUUGUAUGAUGGAAAUGCACGCCCAAGACGAGUUGAGGUAGAAAUCAAUGGGAAGGAGCAGCCAGAUUAUGAUAUGAAAUAUGAUAUGAUUUUAGGUACUUUAGAUAGUGUGGGAGACCUGAAAGUAACAUCCUCAUAUCACAAUAAAACGGUUGUACAGGAUGUUAGAAAAACAAUGUUGCGAGUAACUGGCUAUGAUCCCCAUGGACGCAUAGUAGAAGCAGCUUUAACCUUGCGCAGUCGCAUGGUGCAUCGAAGAAGGUACACUUAUGAUAGUCGUGGAAGACUUGCAACUAUGUCAACUUGGCGAGGACCUGGGUCUCUUGAGAUACGCAACAAUUAUACAUACACUCCUGAUGGUUUUCUACAGGCUGUAGAUGGAGCAGAAUCUUGGCAGUUCCGUUAUGAUAAAAAUGGCAACAUGAUUGCUGUGGUGGAAGGUGGAAGAGAAAUGACAGCAACGUAUGAUGGAGCAGACCGGUUGGUUGGCUGGGGUGAUGUUGAACUUAAUACUUACUCCCCAGGAGGUACUGUGGUGAGACAAGGUGAAGUCCAUCUCUCGUAUAGUGCUCGUGGAAACCUUAAAUCUGCCUGGCAACAAGAUCAGUAUAAAAUCUGGUGUAGACAUGACCAUCAUGGACGGCUGACAGUAUGGGAAGAUGACCAUGGUAAUGUUACUCAGUUCUUCUAUGCUGACUUACUCAGACCAAACCUUCCUACCCACAUACACUAUCCAAAACAAGGAGAAACACAUUCUUUAGAAUAUGAUGAACGUGGUCACCUUAUGGCUCUACACACAGGAAGACAUCGGCUUUGGGUCUCAACAGACCAUCUAGGAUCACCUGUGGCUGUGUUUGACGAUUCAGGAGUAUUGGUAAAAGAAAUUGUCAGAUCUCCCUGGGGUGCCACUCUUAGUGACUCAAGACCUGACCUCCUUUUGCACGUGGACUUCCAGGGUAGUCUUCGUGAUCCUGUUACAGGAUUUUUGGUAUUUGGGCUCCACACUUAUGAUCCUGUCCAUGCUCAAUGGAUGGCACCUCGUUAUGACUUAGUAACCAGUGCUCCAAACCAUGUGGGGGCUGUUUAUGUCCAUCGCUUCCAUGAUAAUGAUCCUGUUAAUCUGAUAACUCACCAGCCUCGACAUUACACAGAUCUGGACAGUUGGCUCAAACUUUUUGGAGUUGAUUUGUCAAAGAUGUUAGGCUCAAGUUAUCAUGAUGAGACAGUGGAAAAACAGAGAGGUGGCCUGUUAAAAGCAUCACAGCUAGCACCAUCUCUCAGUGUUAUAUCUGGCUUGUCCUGCUCCACAGGAGGUGUACUGAGACAGUUUUCACGACCUUCUCUGUUGCCAGAGUCUUUGGUGCGAUCUAAUGCACCAGCAUGGGCCAUUCCUGGCUGGGCAGCUCUAGGAAGAUUCUCAUCAUCCCCGCCAGUAUUGGGUCCUGGAGUUUUAGUGUCUCGCGUGAAUGGUAGAGCACUCGUCUCUUUAGUGCCAUCAAGAGAAAAUCCUGUGGUGCAAGAUGUAGCGAGGGAUGUCCUUAAUGGUUCAGCCUUACUUGAUGUGACACUUACACACCAUCACCACCACACACUUUAUUUGGUCAAAGAAAAUGCUGAACUUCGUCACGAUGAUUUACAGCAACUUCAGCGAUUAAGUGGUCGAUUUAAUGUGUCGGCUAAGGAAAAUGAAGAACACCAUGAAAUAAGGGUAGUAGGCAGCGAUGUAUCACUUGUAUUGCUGUAUGGUGUGGAUCCAUCCAAUGCUCGUCACAGGCUUUUACGCCAUGCCCAUCGUCGGGCCGUUGACCAUGCAUGGGAGAAUGAACGCUUAUUAUUAGAACGUGGGUCUCCUACAACUCAUGAAUGGACAGUGGAAGAACGUGUAGAGCUUAUAAGUAAGGGAACUGUGCCUGGCUAUAUGGCUGCUGAUAUGCACUCCAUUCAUCGGUAUCCUCUUCUGGCAGAUGAUCCAACCAAUGUUGUCUUUAGACGUGAUACUGGGCGACGGCGACGACGAAGUCAAGCUGGUAUUCAGUCAUGAUCCGUGGGGCUGGGCACGGCCCUUGUACAUACUGCUGUAUAGUGUAGCGCUGUGAACCUGUACACACUGUACAAACAGGGUAUUUCUCACGCAUUGUACACAUCUCUCCGAGCCGGAGAAUAAUCCUCACAUGUGAUAGAGGCAGACUGUGUGGUGCAGGCCAUAGUGUCAGUAACUGAAGCUGCUGGGGGAGGGAAGGGGGGGGGGGGUAGAAUGGGAGGUGGACAGAGUUGGUGUAAGAAUGGUGCCUACAUGGUGUCACGGACAUGUGAAGAAUGAGGUUCAGUGGACAUUUUUAUGUUCCACUGUAAUCCUGGAGCACUGUUGCUGGCAGUUGUAAAUAGUGAAAGCCUAGCAGCAUUUUAUACUGUCAGGAUAGUCAAGGUUCUGCAAUAGUAUAUAAUUUUGCUGCUUAACAUUCCAUGAAUCAUGUACUUUUAUGGAAAGACAAGUAUGCAAAGUUGGUGUGAAGCACAGAGAGACAGCAAGACAUAUAUAUUUUGUACGUUUUUGUUACAAUCAUGUCCAUUAUUUAGAGAUACUUAACGCCUAUUUCUAUUUGAAUGUAUCCUGUGUCCUAGCGAGAUGUCUUAUGGCGAGAAGCUUGGGUUCAAACUUUUAUAAAAAAAAAAAAAAUAAUUUGUAUAGAGGAAAGCAGAUGAAGGUACUGAUGACAUGCUGUGUAUAUAUAUACAUAUAUGCAGAACAAGUCGCAUGGGGGUGGAAAUCUUUAGCUCUAGAUUUUUCGCACUUGUGAAAAAUCUAGAGCUAAAGGCAAGGCAGAAGGUAUCAGUGGCAAUCCAUAUGGGCUGCCACUGAUACCUUCUGCCUUACCUCAGAGAAUUUACUCUCUUACCUGUUGUCUUGCAACGUUGUGUAGCUCCUGGUGAUGCACAAGAGUGUGAAAGAUAUAUAGCUAAAGAUUUCUAUCCCCAUGUAGCUUGUUCUGCAUUGUUAAGAUCGCCUGCUUGCGAUUGUAUUGCAUUAUAUAGAUAUAUAUAUAUAUAUAUAUAUAGAAUUCAGGUAUUAAGAAUUAUUCAGCUCUAUGCAUGUGUACAUUUUGACCAUCCCUGCAUUGCAGGGAUCAAGCAUUUUAUUUUUUUAUUGACUAGGUUUCAAGCUCUGCUUUCUCUCUUGCUCUUUUUUUUUUUUUUUUUUUUUAAUUGUAUACAGUGAUAUAACUAUUAUGAGGCUAAAACUCAUUGCAUUAAAGUGCAUUUUCCUUUUUUAACAUACAGAAAGUGAACUUUAAUGAUACUUAUCUUUACUGGUUGUCACUAUAAGACAUCCCGCCUGAAAGGCAAUAAUUAAGCGAACAUUGAGGUCCAGAUACGUGGCGUUUCUCUAUGUUUUCUGGUCCACUUAUAUGACGUGUAGCUGGCAAUAUUAACAAUUUGUUGUUUCUAAUGUUUGUUAAGGUUAGCUCAUGUGGGCUGGUGGGUUAUCUGCUAAGUCAGGCCUACAGUUAAAAGUGCUAAAUGAUCCUUGAAAAAUAUAAUUUGUGACUUGGCAAGAAAGCAUUCCUCUAAGGUAGCAAUAUUCAAUGGAUAUCAGUUGUGAAUAAAAGGUUGGUUUCAAAAUGUUCUCUAAUAUAACCAAGAUAAUAUUCACCAAAUUAAAGUUAAUAUAAUGUAAAAUUAUUAAUUCGAAAUAUGAGUGGUAACUGUGGUUAACUAGGUAAAAUUAAAUGUUCAACCCUUUAAAAAUAUGGAGAAAAUGCACAAGUUUAAAAAAAAUCAUGUGUAUAUAUUUUUGUCAGAGGAUAUUCACUUUGCAUUCACAUUUAAAAAAACUUAGCUGAAUUAGUGUAUAUUCUAGAAGAGAGCAGUACUUCAAAGGAUACAUUAUUUAGGCACAUUAUCAUCAUAUAUCCUGGAGAUAUUGACAAGGUUGUCCCUCACCCAGGUAGAAACUUUUCUACCAUAAAUUAUAGUACUUAUCUAGGAUGUCAAGCAAUCACUGUAGAAUAAAACAUAUCCCAUGAUAUUCGUGGGUGCAAAACAGAUAUUCGUCCAGGUUACACAGAGCUGGCCCUGUUUACAGUCACAAGAUUGGUGCUUUAUUUCUUAGUGAAGAAUUACUUCUGGUGUCUACAUGAUACAGAAUGUUUAUACAUUAUUGAUUUUAUCGGUGCUUUUUUAUUUAUUUACAUAUCUGAAUCUUAGGAACUGAACCAAAAAAAUUUCAAUUAGUACUAUAAUUUGCCUUUUAGUACAGCUUGGCGCAACCAACAUAUCAAGACACUGUAGAUUAGGCUGUAUGUUCAUGUGCCAUAGAGUUCACAUUGGUUGCUUGUGCCAAGAGUUAGAUUUGGGAGUAUGUUUUGUACAGGCAUGUCAAGAGAUGAAUGUUAGAAUAGCCAAAGAUGUGAAUGAUGUUGAAUUACUAUAUUCUCGUGCCCUCCCAUCUACCUGCGAUAUCUAAAAAGUUAUGAAUGGCCAGGUCUAUUUCUCUCUUAAAGGAGUGUGGUUUGUACAUUAAAAGGGAGAUGUUACAAUCUUGCUGUUGGUGGUCUUUCACGUUGACGUCAUCAUUCACGUAUAGAUUUUUAUUUCUAAGUACAUACAUAUUUCCUUCUCCCAUUCAAUAACUUUUGCUCUCCUAACAAAUUUUAUCUUCUUUAUAAUAAAAUUUAUAAUUAAUUGCCAUACUGGGGUGUUAGAAGCCUCUUAACACAUCAUGCAUUAUAAAAAAAGUAUUACUAAGUCUAUACACAUUGAAAAAAACACUUAUUCUUAUAUAAGAAAACUGAAUUUAUACAUUGAAUACAUUAAAUAAAUACAGUAUAUUACAGCAUAUUCUUUAACAGGGAGAAUGCAAUACACAUCAUUAUGCAAUCAUCCCAAGAUCAUUUCUUGUACAUCAGCAUAUUCCGAGAACUAUGCCUGUCAUACACAUGAAGUAAUCCAGAUUGCCACACAAUUAAUAACCAUAGGAACUGGUUCCAUAACCUCAUUCUUAUUUCUCUUCUAGACUUCUCCAGACUCAGUCGUCCAGAAUUUAGAGAUAUUUAGAUAAUCUAGUGUUAAACUGCAAAAGUGAUGUUAUUUUAUGAAAGGAGAGGUAGAUAGUUGCACACAAGCUCUUGCAAGAAAGAUUAUGUUUUAUAUAGUAAUUAUGUAUAAAAUACUUUUUGUCCCCAUGUUUUACCAAACCAUGGCAUUAUUUUUUUCCAGAUCCCUGAAGUCAUAUAUUUUGUGGGAUUUUUUUUAAACUGCAAUAUUUAGAUAUUUUACAUACUGUACUAUAGGAAGUAUUGUGCAACAGUGGGCAUUACUAAUCAUAUUUGACAUAAACAUAUAGGUCAGUGAAUGAAAAACAAUUGUAUGUACUUUUGUCUUUCCCACACAAUCUUUAAAUUUGUAGUUUAAUAAGUGUUGAGCGAUGCUAUGUUUGUACCGUACAAGCCCACAAUGUGGGGUCCGCGAUUAAUGUUACUGUAAACAAGAGAGAUUAUGUGCACGGGGACAGCUGGUCUCCGCUAAAAUAAAAUAUGGCGUAA